CGUGGUAUUGUGAAACGUUGUGAAACAUGCAAUGGUGAUGUCACCGAUGGUAUUCAGAACUAUGAUGAUGUCACCAUCACACAUACUACGUCACGACAGGACGAGUGCGGCAUGCAGUAGCUUCUCGUCAAUAAUUGUCGUCGGAUUGUCAUUUCGAUUGUGUGGUCCAUGAGCAGGUGACAAAAUUUGUUGUGUACAAGAAAAAUUGCUGUGGUUUCUUGACUGACACGUUGAUGUUGCCUUCCUUAAUGACAUGUCUGUUUUGUGUUGACUGUCAACGUCAGUGUAUUAGUACCGGUAAAUCAUGGAAUGUAACACAAAAAAUAAUUAAGCUCAGUACGUUUACAAAACAUUAAGUAAUUAAAUUUUGAGUGUAUACAUGUUUUUUCAUGAGGCUUAAUGUGUACCGCGUUUGUCACUAUAUAAUAAGUGAAAAUUAAUAGACUGCAAUGAUGAUGUCUAUUCCUGUAAUGAAAAUUAAAUAUUAGUCCGCUCGUACGCAGUACUCUACAUUGUUCAUUUAAAUUACAGGAGAUAUUCAACAACUUUGUGACAUCUGCAGCCCCUGUCUGGUAUGGGGUUACAUCUCAGUAUAGACAGAGUUCCUGGUGCUGAUCGUAUGGCUGAUUGGCGUAAUCAUGGUGAAGAUGAAGCAGAACGUGAAUAUAUGGAAUCAGGAGCUGAUGUCAUUGAAUACUAUCCAUCAUAUGUUGAAUCAGAAACUGAUGGUAACUUGGAAUUAUUUACCCGCAAAUGGUGUGAGAACGGACCAACAGUUGGUGCCUUUGCUGACUGUGGGAAUAAUGGAAGAAUCAUUGGAGGAGAAAAUGUACCAGAAGAAAUUUUGUCUUUGAUACUCAGUCAUGUAGAUUCAAAAUCUCUCCCAAAUUGUCGGCUGGUUUGCCAAAGAUGGAAAAAUAUAAUAGAUUUAGAUAUUUGGAGAUUUAAAUUGGAGAAGAAGGUAUACAGACAAUUGACAAAUUUGUUACACAAUAUAAGAUCACCUUUCCCUAUAAUAUACAGAGUAUUUAAACACAAGUCAUUCAAUAGAAACUUGAUCAAGAACCCAUCUGGAGAAGAAAAAUUGUGUCACUGGGAAAUUCUUAAGAAUGGAGGUGAUGGUUGGAAAAUUGAGGAACCUCCAAACGGGGCAGAUGAAUUACCAUUUGAUGAGAAUUUUCCUACCACAAGUUGCUUUUCUACUUCAUACAUUCGUUGCACAAAAGUACAGCUUAUUGAUCUCUGGGCAGAGGGAUUAUCUCCUAUUAUUAUGGAUGAAUUGAGGCCUACAAUUUAUGUUAGUGAGUGGUAUGCUGCAAGGUAUGAUUGUGCAUCUACAUACACACUGUAUGUGACUCUCUUGAAUAGAAACCAGCAAAAACUUCUUGCCUUCAAACAGACAAAAAGAGUGGAACAGUGGCUGGGCAGUGAGUGGAAUAAGGUUGAGCAUGAAUUCAAGAAUUAUUGUGAAGGUGUUCGUUACGUAAAAUUCUUCCACAGUGGAUGUGAUUGUCAGUUCUGGAAAGGUCAUUAUGGAAGUAAAAUGAGUAGAGCUUGUGUCAGAGUUGUUUUGUAACAUUCAUCAGUGUAAUACAUCUCAUUGUUGUGUGAUUACAAAGUAAAAGAUAUGUUAGAAAUGUUACUGAAAUAUGAAAGGGACAGAUGUAAGUAACUUCAUGGAGUUAAUACAUUUGAUGUUAAUAUUGAUGUUGAUAUUGAUAUUGAUGUUUCCUUUAUGCUGUGUUAUGAUGUGUACAUGUAACGAAAGAUGUGAUAAUUUUAUAUCUGUGUAUAGUUUCUUGCGUGAAAAUGUGAUUUAUUUCUUAAUUUGUUUCAUUAAAGUUUCAUGUUAAUUACUGUUAAAAUAUGUAUUUGUUUGGAUCAUUAUUGGCUUUACUGUACUUAAGUUUUCCUUAGCAACAAUUUCAAAGUGAAAACAAAAACAAUGAAUUGAAACAAUUUAUAAAUGUCCAAACGAGUUUGAAUGUGGGAAUUCUUAAUUGAAAUGCACACACUAUUCAGCAAUUUCUAAAUCAAAUUUUUGUUUCUUGGUUUUAAGUUGUUGUUUUUAAUUAUUGUACACUGAUGAAAUUGUUCAGAUAUUUGAAGGAAUAUAACAUUGUUUGUCUUGUAUUGUUUUAAAUAAAAUCAAUAAACUAAGUUUAAUAUAAUUAUUAAAAA
Gryllus bimaculatus (two-spotted cricket) is the source of this 2181-nucleotide messenger RNA. NCBI's taxonomy places the organism in Eukaryota, Metazoa, Arthropoda, Insecta, Orthoptera, Gryllidae. The record is from the annotation of a GenBank genome assembly.